Messenger RNA from Panicum hallii, 582 nucleotides. Its product is annotated as sodium/potassium/calcium exchanger 1-like. NCBI's taxonomy places the organism in Eukaryota, Viridiplantae, Streptophyta, Magnoliopsida, Poales, Poaceae. The transcript is spliced from 3 exons. The record is from RefSeq and is a predicted model, not a curated record. Bases 1 to 582 code for a protein of 193 amino acids.
AUGGCGGCGCUCUGGGGCGCUCCUGCCUCGGGCGGCGAGCGGCUGCAGGCGGCGCGGAGCGGCGCCAGCGCGAGGCAGGAGCGAGCGUGCGUGGCUCGGCGCGUGGCGCGGCUGAGCGAGCGCAGGCGCAGGCGGAGGCUGCGGCUGGCGCGGGCCGCGGCAGGCGCGGCGCAUACGGGCGUGGAGGCGCACGGCAGGGAGCGGCGCUGGGCGCUAGCGCGUCGAUUGCCUAUUCCUGGAGAUGAAGGUUACGAUGAAUGUGAGCUUGAUCGUACUGUUCCUGAAGCAUUUCAGGAAGAUGAGUGUAAUGGACCCUUUGAAGUUGAUAUUGAGAUGGCACUUGACAGAUUAGAUGGUGACACCGGUGAUGUAAUAGUUUCUGAGCAAGAAGAGGAAGGUAGGGGUGCGGAUGAGGAAGAAUAUGUCGCGAAUGUGGAUGGCGAUGGAGAUGGAGGUAGUGGAGAGGGAGAUGGGUGUGAGGACAGAGAAGAGUGCGAGGAUAGAGAUGGAGAUGCUGAGGAGGAGGAAGAGGAGGAUGAAGAGGAGGAUACUGCUGCACAACCUGUGUUCAGAUACUUAUGA